Messenger RNA from Cantharellus anzutake, 459 nucleotides. Its product is annotated as kinase-like domain-containing protein. The record is from RefSeq and is a predicted model, not a curated record. The transcript has 3 exons. Gene Ontology annotation, molecular function: protein kinase activity; ATP binding. Bases 1 to 459 code for a protein of 152 amino acids. NCBI's taxonomy places the organism in Eukaryota, Fungi, Basidiomycota, Agaricomycetes, Cantharellales, Hydnaceae. Gene Ontology annotation, biological process: protein phosphorylation.
AUGAAGGCAUGGAAGGACUUGGACCACGGAAAUAAAGUGAAAUUCGUUGGUUUUGCGAUUGGAGCUCGCGGCGCAGUACCAGAAGCGGCACUGGUGUCCGAAUGGUGUUCGAACGGGAACCUUGUCCAAUAUCUGCGUCGCAAACCAUCUUGCAAUCGGCUGCCCCUCCUUCUCGAUGUCGCUCGAGGUCUGACCUACCUUCAUGACCAUGACCCUGUUGUAGUUCACUGCGAUCUCAAGCCUCUCAACAUAUUAAUCACUGAGGCCGGGCAUGCCAAGUUGUGUUACUUCGAGCUAUCUUUGAUAGGGGACGGAUUGACGACAGGCUACACAUCUUCAGGGGCCUCAUUCACGUUGCGCUAUUGCGCCCCGGAAGUCGUGGAAAGUAAUGUCAAGACGACAUCUAGUGAUAUUUACUCCUUUGCCUGUAGUUGUGCCAUGGUGAGCCGUUGUGAUUGA